Molecule: messenger RNA, 3105 nt
Organism: Arthroderma uncinatum
Lineage: Eukaryota; Fungi; Ascomycota; Eurotiomycetes; Onygenales; Arthrodermataceae
Exons: 2
Coding region: 1-3105 (1034 amino acids)
Source: RefSeq, a predicted model, not a curated record
AUGCCUAUCAAGAUCCCCGGCUUCGGCCGCCGCAAGUCCUCUGGCAACACAUUGGACGAGACGACCGCUCCCACUCCCGCCGCCGAGCCCUCGUUUCGCGUCUUCGAGCGGCCGUCACAUCGCGCAAGCCAUUCGUUCGACUCGGUCACGGCUCUCAAGCAGUCCGCGGCGCGGCCACGGGCGUCAGAGGACCCGGAUCCAGACAACAUCUUCGCCGGAAUCGAGAAACCUGCUCCGGCUACGACUACAAACACAGCUUCCCACAUCAAUGGGAGAAACGGCAAGCUGAACGGCUCGAAUGGGAGCUCGAGCAAGCCAUACGAUAAUUCAAGCGCCUCCUCGGCCAGAUACAGCUCCUCGUCGACAUUGCCGUCUUCUACGGACCACUCACCCCACGAUGGCAUACCGGUGCCCCCCAUCCCGGAGAGCCCGUUCGCCUUCUCCAUUCGCGCUUCCGGACGCACAUUCUCGUUUGGCUCCAAGGCCUCCAAGACGUCGAUACCGAGAAAGUCGGAAAGCACUAAUAGAGAGCGGGCCAUGACAAACAGUACCACCAGCACCGCCACGCCUCCAAAGCUGAUGGAGACUGAUCUGAACCUCGAGGGUGCCGGUGAGAUGGGAAACAUCUUUGAAGGCGUUGGAGUGGAUAAACGACGUAGCAGGGUCUUGGAUAACAUCACUAACCUGCCACAGCCCGGCCGACCUGCUCCCAGUGUCCCCGCCAAAGACAAACGAGUGUCUCCGUCUCCUCUCUCUCCACUCUCUUCGAAUCACAGCCAGACUUCUCGCGACAGUCUGAUUGCGGCUGACGACUACACCCUCUCUCAACAACUAGCCAGCCAAUUACGGGACGUCGAGCUAUCCGAGCCCAGCCCCAAGCCUAGAGCAGCCUACAUGCCCAACUCGCGCUCCACGCCCAACAUCUACUCCUCGGAGAGAGAGAGGAACACGAUGAGCCCGCCGCUUCGUGAUCCGGAGGUUUCCUCCCUGUUCUCCAGUGACAAGGACUUCACCCACGUUCCACGUCACCAUCAUCACUCUCCGCUCCGCCAAAACCACGAUAGCAACGGAAUGGCCGCCAACGCUUCCCUGGCCUCCCGAUACGAAGCCUCGCUCGCUGCGGCCAAGCCGGUAAACAAAGUAAUGACACCUGCACAGUUCGAAAGGUACCAACAGCAACAGGCUCAGCGAGCCCCUAGUGAACAUAGUUCCGACGAGGAGGACGAGGUGGACAGCGAAGAUGAUGAGGAUGAGGCUGAGAAGAGGAAGCAGGCUGCGGCGCAGAGGAAGAAGCAGGAAGCUCAUUUGUCGGUUUACAGACAGCAGAUGAUGAAAAUUACGGGUGAACAGAAGAAGAGCAACAUCAACGACGCUGCCGGUAGCUCGGAGUCAAUUACCCAUCUUACCACCAACCAGAAUCGCAGAUCCGUCCUGGAUCCCAUGGAAACAACCACCACCACGGCAUCGACGUCUCCGGGCUUGUCCCCGGGCCUGUUUCCAGGAGCUGGUCCCGCGAAAUCUACUCCCUCCGACGGCGACGAUGAUGACGAUGUACCACUCGGCAUCCUCGCAGCCCAUGGCUUCCCACACCGCAAUCGUCCACCUUCCCACCUGGCCUUGUCACGCUCAAACCCCAACCUGAACGCCGCAUACCAGGCUGGCCCAGCCUCCAUCGCUGGGACGCCGGACGGAGCGCCAUCCGGCUCAACUAAGCGAAGCACCCUCCCCGUCUUCGCCCGCAACUUGCCCAAGGACCCAUACUUUGGCGCCAGCCUCGUUAACCCUUCACACCGCGAAUCAUUAGCUCUCGGUGGCGGUGCUCCGGGUGUAAACCUAAACACUGUAAACUUGGGACCACCGGGUCUUCCACCGGGCGGCUUGGUGGGUGUCAUUGCAUCUGAAGAACGGGCGCGCGCAAUGCGUCGUGGUAGCCCCAAUGCUCAGGGUGUGUACGAUAUGGGCAUGCCACAGAUGCACAACACCAACUUCCUCACUCCGCAGCCACAGAUGCAGAUGGGCGGGUUAUUGGGACAGCUUCAGCAACAGCAGCAGGCUCAGGCUGCUCAGGGAGGUCUGCCGAAUGGUAUGCAUGCAAACGGCUUGAUUGGACAAGCUGGAACUGUGAACCCGCAUCAUCACCAUCAUCCGUUCCCUCAGGCCGGUAGCGUUGGAUCUCCAGCCGACCAAACGCAGAUGCAAGUCUCGCAGCAAAUGACACAGAUGAUGCAGGUGCAGAUGCAAUGGAUGCAGCAAAUGAUGCAAAUGCAGGGCACGCAAGCACCAGGCCAACAGCAACAGAUGCCUCCAUUCCCAGGCCAAAUGCCCGGUCAGAUGCCAAUGCAAAUACCAGCUGCCAACCCGAACGCCAGCACAUCGUCCCUACUGCAGCCGCCAAACCCCAACCAACGACCAUUCUCGAUGGUUUCCAACCCAUCUCACUAUCGCGGACCACCGCAGGUCGAUCAUCGAACAUUAAGCAUGCUCGAUCCAUCUACAUCUGGCGGUUCAUGGGCUCCAGGACAGAUGCCGGGAAACCGCGCAUCAUUCCUAAUGACUCCAGAUAUGGGCGGUCCGUCUCUAGGUAUGGGAUUGGGUAUGGGAGGAACAGGCUACGCACCAUCCGUUGCACCAUCGGAACGCAGCAACAUAGGCGCCGCAUCUAGAUACCGUCCGGUUUCAACAAUCGCACAACAAUCCAACUCCAACGCUGGGGCUAAUCGCUCAUCCACAUUCACCACCUCCACACUACGACCAUGGACAGAAGAACGACCACCCCCCAUCGGUCUCUCAGCCGCGAACAAAUCAAACACAAAUCUCAGCACAAUCACGCCCUCGACGUCAGAAACAACCCCCACAAUUCGUCCUGUCAGUUCAAUGUUCCGUCGUCUGUCCCCCUUGCUAGGAGGAAAUAGUAGUCGGGCCUCUGUUGCCGGCCUACCAACCCCCGCAGCUGGUGCAGGCGACGAGGACGAAGAUGACGAAAAGGCAUGGGCAGAGAUGAUGAAGAAUCGCGAAAAGAAGAAGACCGGCUGGAAGUUCCGACGUGGUGGUGGGGAUGAUCAUGCGGGGACUUUGGGCGACUAUGUUCACCCUACGGCCAUAUAA